AUGGGCUCUGCAGGAGGUAAGAAUAAAAAACCUGCACCCAUUAAGAUUGAACCUAAAAUGCCAUCUCCGGCACCAUCUGAAGGCAGUGAUGAUAAUGACAACGAAAACCUUUCAUCACAUGAAGAUCCAGAUAACGAUCAGGAAGACGCCGAAUCCUCAUUAAGCGAAGAUUCUGCGAAUAGAGACAACGCACCAUCACUUUCUAAUAGUCAAUUACAACCAUCGGCUCCGGCUCAUAGCCAACAAGUAGGUAGAGUUCAUACAAACACUUCAACUUACUCUCGUACUUCAUCCAAUAGAAGACGCAACUCGAGGAUUGUCAGAAGCGCUGGGAACACUACCUCGUCUGAUAGUGAAAAAGAACUUGAUCAAGGUAGUUCGCAUCGAAAUUCCAUCCAGGGUAAAAAUGAUGCAUCUGGAAGGAAUGAUGCAUUAAGAACAAAUCAGGGACAUGCUUUAAAUUCUCCAAAUAAUUAUACCGACCAAUUGCACACAAUAACUAUUGCUGGGCACGAUAGCAAAAGCAACUAUUGUGAUCAUUGUCCUCAUUGUGAAGCCUACAAGCAAAAAGUCAAUGCAAACAGAGGCCCAACACCACAAUGGAUUUCAAGAAAGCCUCCAUUAGCUAAACAAGAAAUCAAUAUGGAUGAAUACGAUGAAGACGCCACAACAAACAGACCUCGUAGAUAUAUGCGUGUUGCAGGCGCUUAUGAUUACGGAGGUACACAUGCUACAGAUGGCAUUGAUAAUCAUGAUAAAAAACCAACAGAAUAUUUUAAAUUACCGAUGAUUAUUCAAUCUGGAUCAUCUAUUGCACCAACACAUACUCCAUAUCCGAAUUAUGCUGAACUAAAACGUCGUGAUCAAUAUUUAAGGAAAAUCUCUUGA
Rotaria socialis is the source of this 888-nucleotide messenger RNA. Lineage: Eukaryota; Metazoa; Rotifera; Eurotatoria; Philodinida; Philodinidae. The record is from the annotation of a GenBank genome assembly.